Messenger RNA from Ilex paraguariensis (yerba mate), 321 nucleotides. The record is from the annotation of a GenBank genome assembly. NCBI's taxonomy places the organism in Eukaryota, Viridiplantae, Streptophyta, Magnoliopsida, Aquifoliales, Aquifoliaceae.
AUGACCAAGAAGUAUAGGCCAAAAGUUGAUACCAGUGAAAAAAAGAAGAGGAAGGAGAGCUGUAAUGAGGGAGGUCCCUCGAAAAAGAAGAAAUGUAAUCAUCCUCCCUCUGUUGAUCAGUCCUCAAUAGCUAAUCCCACCUCCACCAAUCCAAUUGAUCCCAUUGUUGAUCCCACCUCCACAAAUCCAGUUGAUCCCUCAUUCAAUACAUCAAGUUCACCCAACCCCAAUCCCAAUCCAGCAAGUUCAUCCAAUGAAGACAUAUCUUUCUUCAAUGAUGAUUGCAAACAUCGGGAUUAUGGUGGAUUUGAGGAGUCUUGA